Molecule: messenger RNA, 967 nt
Organism: Ochlerotatus camptorhynchus
Lineage: Eukaryota; Metazoa; Arthropoda; Insecta; Diptera; Culicidae
Product: cuticle protein LPCP-23-like
Exons: 3
Coding region: 80-511 (143 amino acids)
Source: RefSeq, a predicted model, not a curated record
CCUCAAAGUGUAACAAAGCCACAGCAGCUUUAGCAAAUUUUCAUCUCACAGAAAACUACGAAAACCAAACCACAUCAAAAUGUACAAGUUCUUGGCUCUCCCACUUUUCUUCGCCGCCGUCUCGGCCGGAUACCUCGGAGCUCCAUUGGCCUACAGCGCCCCAGCUUACGCUCAUGGCCCAGCUUAUGGCGCGGCGUACGCUCAUGGCCCAGCUUAUGGCGCGGCUUACGCCCAUGCCCCACUGGCCGCUGCCUAUCACGCCCCACUGGCCUACCACACUCCGGUAGUGAAGUCCUAUGCUGCCCCAGUUGCCUACGCCCAUGCCCCAGUCGUUAAGGCCGUCGCCCCAGUUGCCACCUCGUACGCCAACACCUACAAGGUCUCCGUCAAGGCUCCAGUCGCCUAUGCUCCAGCCUACCAUGCCCCAGCUUAUGUUGCCCACGCUCCAGCCGUCGUUGCUGCUCCAGCUUACCACGCUCCUCUGGCUUAUGGCCACGGAUACCUGCACUAAGUAGGACACCGUCAUCACAAGCACCUGCCCCUAUACUCGCUCCCUCCGUCCGGUCAGACAUUUGUCGGACAGAGGGAGACCAACACCACCAUCACCACCUCUCUUUUCAUCACAUGCAACAUCCUGCUGGCGAGCGCAGAGCACAGCGAAAGAUAACAAUUCUGCAAUAGCUUUCGGAACACCCGGACCACUGCCAAGCCAUUGCGAAAUGGUUUUGUGAUUAGGAAAAAUCAACCUGCCUCCAACUACUUCUCCGUCCACUUUUUUCAAGUCAUCAUCGAAUAGCAGUGUGUGUAUGUGUGCGGGAACAAAAUGAGUCUAAUUGUGUACAUAUGAUGUAUAGUUUUUUUGUAUUUAUUUGUGAAGAAAAGCAACACAAAAACGAUGAAAAAAAUAAAAAUAAAAUCAAUUCAAUUUUUCAUCUCAAUGAAAAAUUGAAUUCAUUUUGCUGUUAAA